Anisakis simplex (herring worm) is the source of this 228-nucleotide messenger RNA. The record is from the annotation of a GenBank genome assembly. Lineage: Eukaryota; Metazoa; Nematoda; Chromadorea; Rhabditida; Anisakidae.
AUGCAACGAACAAAAAAUCGUUUGGAUGAAGAGCAAAAACGCAAAAAAGAUGAAGCACUGAAGAGAGCAUUCCUGGGCGGUGAUUCGUCUGCAGAAUCGAGUGCUUCUGACGUGAAACGUUCCAAAAAUGAGCAGUCAGAUAGCGAUCUUACCACACCACCCGAAGUGAUCUUCGAGCAGCGGUACGAAGUAUUGGAAGAUUUAUGCUUUGGCCGGAUCUCAUUCGGU